Molecule: messenger RNA, 2772 nt
Organism: Rotaria socialis
Lineage: Eukaryota; Metazoa; Rotifera; Eurotatoria; Philodinida; Philodinidae
Source: the annotation of a GenBank genome assembly
AUGAAUCUUCAAUUCUACAUUAUUUUUAUCAUCUAUGCUAUUUCAACAAACCUAAUUUCUACACAGGACUUCUUCAAAGCACAAUUAUCACCGUCAGCUUUCACAUUCGUACCAUAUUUGGAUGGCGAAGUAACUGUCUAUGAACAUAUACAAAAUGGUUCACGUCUCUUUGUACCACCGUUGGCCGUACUAUAUCUUAAUCAGACGCGUGUCUUCUAUAAUCGUCUGAGUGGCAAAUAUCUCUUACGUCUUUCAUUAAUACUCUAUACAAAUGAAUUGCGUACAACAAUUUUAAAAUAUGUAUCGCAUACACGGAAUCGAUGCAGUCCACCACAAGAAAUAUGUGACAUAAAAAUGGUACCAACUGAACGUCUUCGAGUUGUGUGGAAACGUACAAAUAAAAUGUCAUCCGAUUAUAAUUUAGACACAAGUUGGCAAUCGAAUACAGCACUUCUAAAUAAAAUAGAUGUGCAUAUUGAAUGUACUACAAAUCAAACAUGUGAUGAUUUAUUGAAUGAUGUUUUAGAAACGCCAGAUAUAUUGAAUGGUUUGGAAUUAGAAUAUAGUACACAAACUGAGAAGCAAGCACGUAAGAUGGUUACAAUUACUGGUCAGCAUGUUAUGAAAACACAGAUGUAUUCACAACUAAAGCAAUUACCAUCAUCAACUACGGAAAGCAGUGUACGCUAUCUACUUGUUGAUGAUAUGAAUCAACUAUUAACUGAAAUAUUGACAACAAUGGAAUUAGAAGAAAUAACUGAUUCCGGUUAUAUUACACAAGAUGAUCAAAAAACAUUGACAGAUCUGUUGAGACAACGUCUUUCAUUAAAUGUUGAAAUAUUACAUGGCCACAUGGAACGACAAUGGAAUUCAGUCUAUUGGAAUUCCGAUAAUAUACGUCCAGAUCGAAUCGUCAAUUUAUUAAAUGAUGAAUUAGAACAUUUAAGGAAUAAAACUAUCCUUACACAUCAAAAUCAGACGUCUGUUGAACAGCAACAACAUCAAAAACAAAUUGACGAGGGAAGUGCACAUGCAAGUUAUGAUACUUCAGAAAAUCUAUCCAAUAGUAAUCGAAAUAAAACUGAUAGACUCAAUGACCGUGCUGGUAGUAAUUCAACAGGACAAAAACUUAUUGAUCAAAACAGCCGCGAUCAAUCACAUGGUCAUAGUUAUCAAGACAGUUCAUCGAAUAGUCGCUAUCGUGACCGUUCAUCUAGUAGCAGUACAGAUGCUAAAGCAACCUUUGCCGGGUUCGGCGCUGGUGUGUCGCUUAGCAAAUCAAAUUCACACAUCGAUGGCGAUUCUUCAUCUCGUUCACAUUAUGGUUCUAAUGAUUGGCGUAAUGCAAUGAGUAAAUACAGCGAUCGUUCACAAGAAGGAAGUAACGCGUGGAAAGAUACACAAGGAACUGGUGAUGAUCUAUCGGGGUAUAAUGCGACUGCAUGGCGACACGCAGCUAAUCAGAAUCAACAAACAGCACAUGAUCAUUCAAGCACUGAAGAAGAUGCUCAGUCAUUUCAAGAAUUAAGACAUCAAAAUUUUGAUUUCUAUAAAAAUAAUCGUCAAUUUAUUGAGUUUACAGGUGAAAAGUUCAUUGUUAAGCCAGUUAAAGCUUACAAAUUGAAUCUAGCUACAUUUCAAGAAAAUACAAAAUUUGUGCACAGAAGUAUCGUUGUAUCACAUAUAGAUUUGAUACAUGCAGUACCGAUUCGGAUUCUGUCAUUAUCUUCAAAUGCAUUACUAGCGCCGGUACCAGUUAUAGAUAAUUAUACCAACGUAUUUGAAUUGAAAUUACGUGAACUAAAUGAAGAACUAACUGUGACGAAACUUGCACUGGCCAAUGUGAAACUGUCGCUGUCAACAAUUGAAAAUAAUACCGAAAAAUCAAAGUUACAUACAACCAUUCAUUUGACAGAACUUAAAUCAUCAGUGACAACAAACAAAAAUAAUGUUGAUGAAUUAAAGCUACACACAACAAGCCAGUUGACAGAACUUAAGUCAUUACUAACAGCAGUUGAACAUAAUGUCGAUGAAUUAAAGCUACACACAACCAGCCAGUUGACAGAACUUAAAUCAUCAGCAACAGCUGCCGAUAAUAAAUUAUCAGCUCUAUUAACAACACAAGCAGAAAAGGAUAAAGUGUUGACACUAUUCACUGGAGAAAUCCGUUUGUAUACAUCAUCUACCACGGAUUUACCUGCUAACUGGCUUCGAUGUGAUGGCUCGAAGAUAUCGCGUGUUACAUAUUCUCGACUCUUUGCUGUGAUUGGUACAACUUAUGAUGUGGACAAUACUGAUACGGCUACUUUUCAACUACCUGACCUACAAGGUCGUGUUGUGAUAGGAAGAGAUCUUUCUAAAAUCCGAACAGAUUAUGCUAUCAAGAUAGGUGACGCAGGUGGACAUGCGAAACAUACUUUAACAACUGAUGAACUACCAUUACAUUAUCAUGCGUCCGGUUCGUUGAUGACGGAUAUGGAGGGAUCACAUACGCACAGUAUUUACGAUCCAGGACAUAAACAUGAUGCUAAAAUACUUGAGGACUAUGGGUCUGAUUCAUCAGAAUAUUUUCAUGUUAGCACAUCAAACGGAAAAAGUGGUUGGUACACUAGCCGAAUAGACGUCACGUCGAGUACUACAAACAUAAUCUUACAUCGUGCGGGUGAUCAUAGACAUGCAGUGUACGGAUAUACAAACGUGACAGGAAAUGGACAUCCGUUUUCACUACUCAAUCCAUACCUAACAUUGGACUACAUUAUAUAUGCUGAUUAA